Molecule: messenger RNA, 1608 nt
Organism: Laccaria bicolor S238N-H82
Lineage: Eukaryota; Fungi; Basidiomycota; Agaricomycetes; Agaricales; Hydnangiaceae
Exons: 2
Coding region: 1-1608 (535 amino acids)
Molecular function (GO): protein binding
Source: RefSeq, a predicted model, not a curated record
AUGCGCAGAUGUAGAUGCAAACCUACGAAUCAAACCUUCAACAUUCUCAUUCGCGGGCGUUGGAAAUUGGCAUUGGAGGAAGGGAACAUCCCUCAUGUUGUGGUAUUUUCGUCCCUAAUGGAGGAUAUGGAAAAGUUCGGUUUGCCAUUUGAUCCCUCCACUGAAAAGCUUUUAUACGAUGGAUACGCGGAGGUUGGUCGUUAUACCGACGCCGAAAAAGUUCGCGUCUUGUAUAAAAACAAGUUCAAGGUCGCUAAAGGGAGCGGUGAAUGGCAAACGAGCCUCUCUCACGCGGGUCAAUCAGACGGUGUAGCUGCUGCAAUUGCGUUGUUUAAAGUCCUCGAGGUGGAAGGCUGCCCGCGGUCUCCUGGGAUCAUUAGCUCAAUCGUCCGCCAUUCGAGAACAGUGGCAGACCUCCAGCUCGUUGAAAAUCAGAUGCAAGUCAAGUGCAAUGAAGUUCAUUGGGCCAUGGUCAUCACCAACUGUCUACGCUCAGGUCAAAUUACUCAGGGUCUGGAAAUAUAUGAGGCGUCUGUCCAGGCCGAUAUUAAACCCGACGCGGCACUGGUAUCCCCAAUACUUCGAGCGUUACGUCGCUUGGAACCCCCUGAAGACUCAGCUGUCGAUCAAGCGUUGGCCAUUUACCAUGACCUAGCAAGGGCUCACCCGCCGACCAUUGCUAGUGGAGAGGCAGACCAAACUCCCCGCACUCACCCUCGUGGUCCAGACUUGGAUAUCUAUCAUGCUCUCCUCCAGAUGCUCGCCUCGUCAGAAAACCUUGACAAGUAUCAUCCGAUUGCGCUCUCACUCCUCGAGGACAUGAAAGCUCGAGACAUAUCAACCAACGAUAGCAGCAUUACUGCUUCCAUUAUUAUUCUUCAAAUGAGACGUGCUUCGGACAUGGCCGAAGCGAUGGAAAUAUAUCAUCAGCAUCGGUCUUCGCUAGACGGGGAGGGCUACGCCGUCGUUCUAGGCUGCGUUAGUAAACUCCAAUUCAGCAAUUUGCCAUUACCUUCCAUCAGAGACUACUUCAGCAUUGUCAACGAUAUGCGGAUGGCUGGGAUUGAACUGAAUGCAAAACUUCACAAUUUUCUGGUCACAACAACUCGUCGUAUACACGAUUUUAUUUCCCUGGACGCCUCUCUUACACCUGAUGCCAUUCUAUGGAAUCAAGUUAUGGACACUUAUCAGCGUCUUGGCUGUUUUGCAGACGCAUAUAGGGUUUGGGAAGUGGUGUAUUUAACUGGCAGAUUCGACUAUGUCAGUAUUAGCAUCAUCCUUGAUGCCUGUACUCAUGCAGGGGACCUGUCUACGGCGACAGCGAUCUGGAACAAGCUGUCCCGAGAUCGAUAUGCAUUCAAUCUGCAUAACUGGAAUACAUGGAUCGAAUGUCUUUGCCGACUGGGCAGACUCGGCGAUGCGGUCGGAGUAGUUUGCACUGGUAUGCAAAAAGGGGGCACAGAACCGGAUGUCGAGACAGUCAAAAUACUGGUUAAGUACGCCAGGCAACUAAAUCAGCACCACGAAGUUCUCCCACAUAUAGAACAUUAUCUACCACAUCUGUAUAGCGAGCUCCCAGAGUAUCUUAAAGUCAAAAAGUCUGUGUAA